Molecule: messenger RNA, 5956 nt
Organism: Pseudophryne corroboree (corroboree frog)
Lineage: Eukaryota; Metazoa; Chordata; Amphibia; Anura; Myobatrachidae
Product: protein mono-ADP-ribosyltransferase TIPARP-like
Exons: 7
Coding region: 214-1749 (511 amino acids)
Cellular component (GO): nucleus
Molecular function (GO): NAD+-protein mono-ADP-ribosyltransferase activity; NAD+ poly-ADP-ribosyltransferase activity
Source: RefSeq, a predicted model, not a curated record
CCAAUAGACAGUUAAAGUCAUUUACGUAGGCAGCUGGAAGAGAAAGCAAAAGUAAAUCACACAAGCCUUUACUGCUUAUGUUGCUGCCCUGCAUCCAGCGACACUGAUUUUCCAUGAUCCUGCCCUUUAUACGGCAACACUGCUUGUCCAAGUUCCUGCCCAGCACCCGGCAUUACUGCUUUUCCAUGCUCCUGCGCUUUAAUCAUUACCUGGAUGUCUUUCAGAUCUCACUUCUUCCCAGCAUUGGGCAUGCCUCCAGUCAGAAAGCGCUGUAGGAAGUCAUCCCUCACUCCGAGUGAGGUUACGGGCCUAGAACCUACAAGAGAAGAAAUUGCUCUACAUGACCUGGAAUCUGGGACUGAAACUAAACCCACAGAGUCCAGUGAGGCUCUUGUGGUCCAGGAGACACCAGAAGUUCCACGGAAAGAACAACUGGUGACUAUAUUUAACAUAAACCUCAUGUAUCAUAUACACCAGAAUGAUGAUAUAGACAUCUGCUCAAACCACCUGGUUGGACAUUGUUCUCAGUUUCUUCUUUGCCCGAAACAUCACACAGUUUUACCAUAUGCAUGGCAGCUAAGGUACAAAAGCUCAAACAUAUGGUGGAACGUGGAAGACGGGGCUCAGCAAGUCCUGGAGAGGCUGUACAGUGACCCCGCUAAGGCACAAGUGACUGGAAUACAUCAGAGCUCUGAGAUCCUCAUUGACCUCGAUUGUAUGACGGUCCACAAUAGCCAAGUGUUUGAUUGUGUCCGACGUCUCUCCACCUCCAGGUGUUCCGCUCUGGAGUUUCACACCAGCUACAAGUAUUACUAUGAGGUCAAAGAUGAUGUGUGGGAGGAAUAUGGUCCGGACUUUAUGAAGUGCAUAGAAGAAGGCCUGAUGGACAAUUGUGAGGAGGUGUUCUGUAAGAGCUCCAGGUACACCUACUCUCUUCAUCUGACGGACAUGGUGCAAAAUAAUCUUGACACCAGAACCAAGAGGAGGAUGAGGAAGAGACCAGUAUUCCGAUCUUCUGCCUUAAUGACAUCGACGCUCUGGACACUCUCCAGUUGCCUGCCCCCUGUCUGCCCCCCAAAUUCAGACUCACCAUCUAACAAGCACAAGACUGCUGGAAGUGUGUACCCCAAUACCUGGCUGAUAACUGACACCUCACUCAUUUAUGAAGAGACCCAGCUGUCAUUUGCAGACAGUGAGUACACGGCAGUGUACAGUUACUUCCACAAGACGAUGCCGGAGCACAAAUAUAUCAUCCACCAGAUCUCCAGGGUACAGAACUACUUCCAGUGGGAGAAAUAUUUUAGGAAGAGGGCGUACAUGUCUCGGAGUCCUGGCGGCACAGAGAAAAUCACUUUGGAGCGACAUCUUUUCCAUGGCACAAAGGCAGCCAACGUAGAGGCCAUCUGUAAGCAGAACUUUGAUUCCCGUGUGUCCAAAGUGGCUAUAUAUGGUAAAGGCUGCUACUUCGCCAGGAACGCCCGCUAUUCUCAUGACUAUUCUCAUGCCAAUACAGAUGGUUAUCGCUUCAUGUUUCUCGCCAAGGUGCUAAUGGGGUGCCCUACUGUGGGCCAAUCUUCUUUUGUUCGUCCCCCACCUUUAAGUGCUGAGGACCCCUCAAGUCUCCUCUAUGACUCUUGUGUGAACAAAUCCCAAAACCCAGACAUAUUUGUUGUGUUCGAUAAUGAUCAGUUUUACCCCUACUUUCUCAUCAAAUACUGUGAGAUGCUGAAUGUGAUUCUACUGGAUUAAGGACUUUUAUUCCUGGGGGCGUGGCUUGGACGCCAUACUGAGCGGCGGUGGGCUUGGAGGCUGGUGCACAGCAGCGGGUUGCGGCCUGCUUCCACCCUCCAAGCCGGGGACUAGAGUUUCUGAGGUGGCCGAAGGUGUCUCCGGGACGGGCGGACGGGCGCGAUUGCAGAGGCCCGGCAGCUGGAUUUUUUUCUAGGGGCACCCAUCAGAUCCCCACAGUGUCAGCUUCCCACACGAGACUCCGCUGGGCGAGAAGGAGAAGCCCCACAGAGGUGAGAGGGAUAGAGGCAGCUGGAGGCCCUGGCUGGGAGAACUGCGGCGGCCAUCUUUGAUCAGGGCACUGACAGGCACUGUGUAUUAGACUGGCUGGGAUCAACUACAAGGCAGCAUUGGAAUCCUAACUUUUACACAGACACUUUGGUUCCCUGCUUCUCCCCAGCUGCAUUGAACCUGUUUCUGACCAGGGCUAUUUAUUUCCCUUGCCCCUCAAUGCUAUAUUAAACUCUCCUCCUAUUUCAUCUCUGACACGUAUUCUGCUUUUAUUAUCUGAAGUGGGCUGCCUGCCAUCGCCCUUCCACCUCUGGACCACCCGUAACAAUGGCCCUCAUUCCGAGUUGUUCGCUCGCAAGCUGCUUUUAGCAGCUUUGCACACGCUAAGCCGCCGCCUACUGGGAGUGAAUCUUAGCCUAGUAGAUUUGCGAACGAAAGAUUAGCAGAUUUGCGAAUAGACACUUCUUAGCAGUUUCUGAGUAGCUCGAGACUUACUCUGCCACUGCGAUCAGUUCAGUCAGUUUCGUUCCUGGUUUGACGUCACAAACACACCCAGCGUUCGCCCAGACACUCCCCCGUUUCUCCAGCCACUCCCGCGUUUUUCCCAGAAACGGCAGCGUUUUUUCAAACACACCCAUAAAACGGCCAGUUUCCGCCCAGAAACACCCACUUCCUGUCAAUCACAUUACGAUCACCAGAACGAAAAAAAAACCUCGUAAUGCCGUGAGUAAAAUACCUAACUUAAUAGCAAAUUUACUUGGCGCAGUCGCACUGCGGACAUUGCGCAUGCGCAUUAGCGACUAAUCGCUCUGUUGCGAAAAAAUAAUAAUGAGCGAUCAACUCGGAAUGACCACCAAUGUGAAGAUCCCCACCCACCUCUCUGACAAUGCUGAUAUCCACCUGAUGAUCCUUUAAAGUCACGUGGGGGGCUACUGCAUGGUGAUGGUCCACGCAUUUUUAUAAUACCAAGGACACGUAAAGAAUAUCCUGUCCCGCCAUUUCUUAUAGAACGUUUUCAUGGUGAGAGGUACUAAAAAGAAGACCAAGACCAAGCCAGACGGGACUCCGAGAUCUGCUUUCCGCCACUCGUCUGACUUACGUCAGUUCUUAACGCCUGGUGCAGACCUGUCUUUUACUUCAACGGCUCCUGAUUCCCCGACCUUGUCUAACCCGGCUGACGAUAUGUCCUCCCCUAGGGACACGCAGCCUCAGGUGGCCUCUUCUCUGACCGCAGAAAUAAGCUAGAUCUUAUCCCACAUCAGAUCUCUACCCACAAAACAGGAUUUUUUGGCAUUGAAGAAAUGGAUAAUCGUGGGAGACUGAAUAAUAUUAGAAUCAGAGGCCUACCUGAAAGCAUCCAACAGGCCGACCUGACGAAUGCUCUCACAAAAAUAUUUGGAGAACUCAUUGAUCUAGAUCCAAACAGUAGUAUUGUGUUUGACAGGGCGCAUCGUGCUCUCCGGCCUCGAGGCCUACUAUCAGCCCGCGAGAUGUGAUUUGCAGGCUCCAUUACUAUACUCAAAAAGAGGAGAUAAUGAGGAAGGCCCGUCAACUGGAUGAAAUCAAUUCCAAGGCGACCAGAUACAAAUAUUUUCAGAUCUGGCAUGGUCGACUCCACGACAACGCCCGAGCUUUGAAGCCCCUUACUGAUGUCCUUCGGAAACUUAAAUUUAAAUAUCGUUGUUGGGGCUUCCCUUUUUCUCUUCAGGUUUCUCAUAAUGGUAAAGUACCUACGCUCUUCAAGCCAUCGGACUUGCCGACCUUUUUCACUACCCUCGGCAUGCAACCGCUACUGUUACCAGACUGGGAAUAUUUCCACCACCAACCUGAACUCCCUUCCGUGGCUCUUCAAGAUGAUAUGUGGCAACAAGUUAGAUCACUGCAGAUGUGUGGGAAACAUCCUCCAAGCCCACAAUCUUCUGAGCAGCCUUGAUUGUGAUGUUUUGCCUCCCGUUGGUGAGAUGGUUCCUGUCAUUGCUGACAUAUGCUUUGUUCUUUUUCUUUGUGCUAAUCAAUGUUACUGAAGCAUAUUGUCUGUUUCUACUGUUUGUGUGGUAUACAGUCUGUUACUGUUAGGGUUUGAUUUGAAUAUGUCCAUACUGGAACCCCUUUACUGGUUGUAACAGCUCUUUUCCAGAUUUUGGUUUUUUUAUACUUUGCAGCGUGCUAGUUUUCGUUCCUUGGUAAUUUUGGAUCUUGAUGACUUUAUAGUCCGGGCAGUCACUAUCUUUGGACCCCCCACUAUGCUGCCAUCUCUGUCUCUUUGGGAUGGGAGUCGGCAGGUUUUCGCUCCUGACCCUUUUGCAGCAGUCCUUUCCUUCUUGUUGCUUGUUUUAUUUUACACUUACGUACUCCGUUGUGUAUCUCUUUGCACGACAAUCCUUCUCACCUUUCUUGUUAUCUUUUUAUCUCUAUUACUCUUCCCUAGUGCCUCUUCAACCCCCCCCCCUCCCAUUUUUUAUAUAUGAUGCUGUAUGAAGAUCCUUUCUGGUCUGAUUUAUAAUGGGUUCAGAUGAUUUACAUGUAACUACCCUUAACGUAAAAAAGGCCUAAAUAUUCCUGAGAAAAGAUCUAAACUUCUUAAAUGGCUUAGAGAUGAAAAGGUAGACGUUGCCCUCAUUCAGGAGAUGCAUUUUAGGAUUGGUAAUGUACCAUCGCUUAAAUGUCACUACUCUCCCCAUGUUUUUAAAGCCAACAACCCUUCUGGCAAGACACUGGGAGUGGCAAUUUUAUUGGCGCGACACUUACCUAUCCUUAAUGUCUCUUCUCAUAGGAUAAUUGAGGGAAGGGGUUUAUUAGUUAAAUGUGAUAUCCAUAACCAACGUUUUUCCUUUUUGAACAUCUAUGCUCCCAAUACAAAGCAGCCUUCCUUUCUGUCUUCGGUUCUAGAAAAAGUUGAACAUCUCCUUGAAGGGGUACUGGUGAUGGGAGGCGAUUUAAAUUGGACUCUCGAUCCUCUUCAUGACACCUCAAAAAAAGUUUCCCAUAGACCAGAAAAGGAGUUAAGGAGGGUGAGAUGCACCCUGCUUGACCACCAGCUGUCGGACACCUGGAGACUGACACACCCCUCUGAUGUAGAUUAUUCUUAUUUUUCACAUCCUCAUCAGUCAUACUCCAGAACAGAUUAUUUGUUUCUAAGUCACCGGCACCUCCAUUUAAUAUCUGACGCUUCGAUAGGGCAAAUUACAUGGUCUGACCAUGCCCCUGUUAAUCUUACAAUUCCAACACAAACACGAGGGCCAUGGUCGUGGCACUUUAAUGAUACCCUCUUACAAGACACAUCCUGCUGCACCCAAAUUGAUUCUGCCAUAGACGCCUAUAUUAGUACUAAUGAUCAUGAUGAUAUCUCUAAAGUUUCAGUUUGGGAAGCGCAUAAAUGCGUUUUACGAGGUGUUUGCAUACAGAUAGGCUCUCAUCGGAAAAAAACAAAGGGUAAAACAUAGAGAUGACCUACUAGCUAAGAUACGAAUUCUUGAGACUAUGCAUAAGAAAUUUAAAUCUCCACAACAUUAUUCUGACUAGAGAUGAGCGGGUUCGGUUCCUCGGAAUCCGAACCCCCCCGAACUUCAGCCUUUUUACACGGGUCCGAGGCAGACUCGGAUCUUCCCGCCUUGCUCGGUUAACCCGAGCGCGCCCGAACGUCAUCAUCCCGCUGUCGGAUUCUCGCGAGGCUCGUAUUCUAUCGCGAGACUCGGAUUCUAUAUAAGGAGCCGCGCGUCGCCGCCAUUUUCACACGUGCAUUGAGAUUGAUAGGGAGAGGACGUGGCUGGCGUCCUCUCCGUUAGAAUAGAUAGAGACGAGUUGAUUUACUACUAACUUAGUAAUUUUGGGGAGCAUUAGGAGUACUCAGAGUGCAGAGUUUUGCUGAUAGUUACUAGUGACCACCACCAGUUUUAUUUAUUAUUUAAUAUAAUCCGUUCUCUGCCUGAAAAAAAAC